This is a messenger RNA of Rhizophagus irregularis DAOM 181602=DAOM 197198, 606 nucleotides long. Lineage: Eukaryota; Fungi; Glomeromycota; Glomeromycetes; Glomerales; Glomeraceae. The record is from RefSeq and is a predicted model, not a curated record.
AUGCUCUCACCAAAAUUCUUGCUAUCAUUAAUAAAUUUAGAGCAAUUAAAGCUUAUAAUUGAACGUCGCUGUUAUUCAUCAGAACAAGAUAUACAAGAAUGGAAAAAGUAUUUAUUAAUUGCUUCUUUUCCAAAACUUCAAUAUCUCGAAACACAAUAUUUAUCACCUCAUGGAGUUUUAAUUGCUAAAAAUUGUCCAAAUAUUGAAAGAUUAAGUAUUAAUACUUAUUUGAAAAAUUUAGGUGGUGUGAAAGAAAUUAUCUUAAAUUGUAAUAAAUUAAGAAAAUUAGAAAUUUUUAUAAAUUUUGAAGAUGAUGAUGAUGAUCAUGAACGUGAAAUUAUUUGUGAUGAAAUAUUAAAUUAUUUAUUAAAUUAUUCAUCAAGAAAUUUUGAUGAAUUUGCUUUUGAUCAAGAUUGGAGAUUUUCAGUUAAUAAUCUAAAAAAUUUUUUUGAAGGUUGGAGAGGUAGAAACCCAAUUAAAUUUGUCACACAUUUUCAUAAAUGUCAUCAUUUUACCCAAAAGCAUAUUGAAAUUGUACAGGAAUAUUAUGAUGAAGGAGUAAUUGAUAAAGAUACUAGAUCUUUAUAUGGAGUGAACGAUUUUUAA